CAACAAAAAAUAAAGAUUCCCUAUUUUAGAAAAAAAAAUUGAAAAGCAGCUGUCAAGUUGAUACAAACCUUUCUCUUUUUUGUCAUGAGAGAGAUCAUCACUCUACAGCUAGGCUCACUUUCCAAUUACGUGGGCACUCACUUUUGGAAUGCACAGGAAGAAUACUUUGACUACACUGGCAAUAACACUGAAAAAACAAACGAGAUUAACCAUGAUGUACUCUACAGAGCAGGCGAAUCAGCAAAUGGCAUAAUGACAUACACUCCAAGAACCUUAAUUUACAAUCUCAAAGGCAAUUUUGGUUCUUACCAAAAAUACAACAAACUAUUUGAGCCAAACGGUGCUGAUAUAAAUCACACAUGGGAUCAGGGCAUGACUAGAAUCGAUAGACCAAUACCCAAAAACAAAUAUCAACAAGAACUAGAUCGUCUGGACGUAGAUAGUGAAUAUCAAAUGGAUCUGGACGCAAUUGAACAACUAGAAUCUACAGUCUAUAACUGGUCAGACUUCAAUAGGAUAUAUUAUCACCCACGCUCAAUGAAUGCCAUCUCCACUCACCAGGCAGAUGACGUGGUCAAUCCCUUUGAUAACUAUACGAUUGGAAAGGAUGCCUAUGUCGAGAACGAAAAGGAGAUGAGUGUCUUUGAUGAUAACUUUCGAUUGUUUGCUGAAGAAUGUGAUUAUUUGCAAGGAUUUCAAAUAUUGACAGACAUUGAUGACGCAUUCGGAGGGUUUACCGAAGGAUUGAUUCAUGACAUACGGGAUGAGUUUGCAAAGAUACCCGUGUUGACCUAUGGUCUAAGUGAUUCUUGUUUACAUUACCGUAAUGAUCGUAUGAAGCAAAAAGUGGCUCUGAAUAGAGCGUUAAGUAUGACCCGUCUUGGUGAGUUAUCUUCUAUUUAUGUACCCAUCUAUACGCCAACAAGGACGUCUCUGCAAAAGAGUCACCUCCAAUCUGAUCUUGUCUUUAAUGAAUACUCAAGAUAUCAUACGAGUGCUAUCAUUGCAGCAGCUAUUGAAACAAACUCUUUACCUUUUAGGUUAAAGAAGAAUGCGGCCACUUUAGCAGAAAGUGUCUCCCGUCUGACGUACGUGAGAAACACAAAACUUGCUACACUAUCUGUCACACUACCCUUGCUGAAAGAAAAAAAGGGGCCUCUAUCACUUCUUGACUACGAGUCCAACAUUGAUAAGGAAGAUAUCUAUAGUCAAACGACCAUCGUACGAGGCUCAGAGCAAUACGCAUUUCCUGAUCUUACAAAUCCUCUUGUUGCAAACUACCAUGUCGAAACCAUGCUGCCACUCCCAGAAUCAUACCCUCGCUUGUUCCCAUCUCAGUAAGUGAUAGAGUCCCAUCAUAAAAGAUGUAGAUGCUCAUUUGAUAAUCCCAGUGACAGACAAGUACCGAUGAUGACACAGUUCGAAUCGGGUGCACGGGUGAAAGCUAGCGUAGAACAUCAAAU
Rhizopus microsporus ATCC 52813 is the source of this 1463-nucleotide messenger RNA. RefSeq names its product tubulin nucleotide-binding domain-like protein. The transcript is spliced from 7 exons. Gene Ontology annotation, cellular component: cytoplasm. Gene Ontology annotation, biological process: mitochondrion distribution. Lineage: Eukaryota; Fungi; Mucoromycota; Mucoromycetes; Mucorales; Rhizopodaceae. The record is from RefSeq and is a predicted model, not a curated record. The coding region runs from base 85 to 1341 and encodes 418 amino acids.